GAAUAACAGGACGCGUGUUCAGGCGGGGCUUUAGUGAGGCGUUUUGCAGUCAGUUGAGUCAAACUCUCAAUCCAGCGCGAGACGGGGGACUGCACUGCAUUCAGUCUGCAGCCUUUUCCAUGAUGCCGUUGUUGGAUUUGAAAGCUCCAUUCCCAGUAAUCCAUGCUAAGGAUUUUUACCUGACUUAAGAAGCACUUCAUGGCAUUACAUCAUAAAAAAUUCGGAUACUGAGCUACACUAGUACUCCAGAGCCCCUUAGUGGACCAGAGGGUGGAUUGCACUGGUGGGAAACAUUGAGCCAGAGACCAGGACCAUGGCUAAUUCGGUGAACUCGAAUCUUAUAGCAAAGCACUACAAUUUUACUGGAAAAUUCCGUACGGUAGAAGAGUUUCCCGGACUCAAGGUUGACUCUCUGCUGUUUAUCAUUGUGUGCUGCUUUAUCAUUUUAGAGAAUGUGUUGGUGCUUCUCACCAUUUGGCGGACCAAAAAGUUCCACAAGCCUAUGUACUAUUUUAUUGGGAACUUGGCACUUUCGGACUUGCUGGCUGGAGUUGCAUACACAGCCAACAUCCUGCUCUCGGGAGCGAAUACAAAUAAACUGAGUCCCACGCAGUGGUUCUUCCGUGAGGGGAGCAUGUUUGUAGCGCUGGCUGCUUCGGUCUUCAGCCUCUUGGCCAUCGCAAUCGAGCGGCACCUUACUAUGCUCAAGAUGAAGCUUCACAACAGUGGAAACACGUGCCGCGUCUUCAUGCUUAUCAGCACCGUCUGGUUGAUUGCAGCCAUCCUUGGUGGCUUACCCGUUAUGGGCUGGAACUGUAUCGACAGCAUGAAGAAUUGCUCAACCGUGCUUCCACUCUACCACAAGACCUACAUAUUGUUCUGCACCACCGUGUUCAGCGUGAUCCUCAUGGCCAUCGUGGUGCUCUACGCCCGGAUUUACGCCCUGGUCCGCACGCGUAGCCGCAACCUCGUCUUCCGCAAGGUCUCGAAUGGCCGCGGGAGUGGGAACAAGAGCUCGGAGAAGUCCAUGGCCCUUCUCAAGACGGUCAUCAUUGUCCUAAGCUGCUUUAUUGCUUGCUGGGCACCACUGUUCAUCUUGCUCCUUCUGGACGUAGCCUGCGAGAUCCGCAGCUGUGAUGUCCUCUACAAAGCCGAGUGGUUCCUCGCUCUGGCCGUGCUGAACUCGGCAAUGAACCCUCUCAUCUACACGCUUACCAGCAACGAGAUGCGCAGGGCUUUCCUCAAGAUGCUGCUGUGCAGCGCGUGUACUCAGCCCGCUGGAAAGUUCUCCAGACCCAUUAUUGGGGCAGAGUUCAGCCGGAGCAAAUCAGACAAUUCGUCGCAUCCCAACAAGGAAGAGCCUGAGUACUCACCCAGGGAGACGGUCGUGUCCUCCGGGAAUAUCGCAUCCUCGUCGUAAGAAAAAGGGCCUGUGGACAUUUUCUUGCCUUUUUUUAAAUAGUGAAUGUAUGCGUAAGCGUGUGGAGAUUCCACUGGACAGUUGGUUUAAUCCUCACUGCUUUUGUUCCGUAUGUCAGAAUAGAGCUUCGUUUUUGUUUUUUGUUUUUUAUCUGACUAAUACCCUCGUGUACAACAGUGUUAACGGAUCAUACAGACUUUCGCUUAAAGUCAGGCCAGGACACAGUGGGACAACGAACCAGAGAAGUUUUGGGGUCAUUUUGGUUCCUCAGAUGAUUCCUUACCCACAUGCUGUGAAACUGUGCUGUAGGUAUUGAUUUUAAUUAUGGUUCAGGACAUGCACAAAAUUUGAACAUCCACAAAUGGGUCUGAGCGCAUGGAGUCUAUAUGCACUUGUCUGAUACGGUUUUAAGAUCGGAUCCGAAUUACUAAAAACAAAAAAUAUCUAGAAAAGCUUUUAUGUGUAAAUUGGCCUGGAUUAUAGUGUGCAGUACAGUGUGUUUGGAUUUAAGGUUGUAUUAACAUUCAACAUUACAACAGUUUUUAAGAGAACAUUUUAACUGGGAGAAACAGACUGCAACAAGAAAAAAAUAUAUAUUUUUUUUACCCUGAACUGCAAAAAAUCUGAAAGAAGUUCAAGAAUCUUGAAGGUCAAUGCACCACUGAAACGUCUUCCUCCGAAUGCAGAAAUGCACUUACCAACCUGAGCUCUGUAAACCUAUUAAUCAGUAUUACCCACUGUGUGUGUGUGUGUGUGUGUGUGUGUGUGUGUGUGUGUGUGUGUGUGUGUGUUUUACCACGUGGAAACGUUCUAAUUUUAAGGAACGUUUAGAAUAGCACUUGUUGUAAAAGUGCUCUUUAAGAGCCAUCUUAGGCCUUUUACUGACUCAUUAUAAUGUAUAUUUGUUUAUGGGGCUUGUUUUUUUCACACACAUCAUCAUAUCAUGCGUUAAAGUUCCGAAUAACAGAAAGAAACAGGGUGAAAAUGAACUUGAGGAAGUACAGUAAAAAAAAUAACAAAGAAAAAAAAACGAACGACCCAUAAAAGGUACUCAUGUUUCUUUGACCUAACAUCAUGCUUAUAGUGAAACUUCUACUUUUCUGAUCGAGAAUGUAUUUAAUUUUCCUAAAUGUCCGAAUCCACCGUUCGUCCGUCAGCUGUAGAAAUUCCGUUAGCGUGUAAAGUAGUUCGCUAGUAUUAAUUUAUCUUGAAUAAACUCGUAACCUGAAUGAGGGUUGAAUUCCAAUGUGGUAUUAAUGUGUCAUGAAUUUAAGGUAUUUUUUUUAUACCACUCUAAUAUUUUUGUAUUUUUUGGGGUUUGUUGUGUCCUUGCUAGUUAAUGCAUGCGCGCAAAUUUGCUUCGCGUUAGCGAACUAGCGUCAUUCCGAUGAGUGGAAAUGAGGAAGGAGGGGUCUGGGGUUACAAAUAAACCAUUCAUCACAGACAAACCAUCAUCAUCUUCCUAAUUGUUACAACAUAUGUACUGAAUAUAUAGUAUAUGGGUCCAAAUGUGUCACUUAGCGAUCCAGAUUCAGGUCAGUCACAAGCCUGUUUUGUUCCUGUGGGGUUUCUUUUGCACAUUGUAACACCUGUGUCUGUGUUUUGUUAGCUUGUCAAUAAAUAUUUGCUGUAAAAAAAAAA
Messenger RNA from Silurus meridionalis, 3061 nucleotides. It is a transcript of the gene s1pr1, whose product is annotated as sphingosine-1-phosphate receptor 1. Gene Ontology annotation, cellular component: membrane. Gene Ontology annotation, molecular function: sphingosine-1-phosphate receptor activity. Gene Ontology annotation, biological process: sphingosine-1-phosphate receptor signaling pathway; angiogenesis. The record is from RefSeq and is a predicted model, not a curated record. Lineage: Eukaryota; Metazoa; Chordata; Actinopteri; Siluriformes; Siluridae. The transcript is spliced from 3 exons. Bases 314 to 1420 code for a protein of 368 amino acids.